GGCACAAAAGAUAGAGGUUCAGCACUUUCGCAGUACCGUGGCUUUUUUCACAAGGCUUGCUUAGAGUUAGUCCUCAUCCAAUCUAAAAGAUCGAUUGGAUCGAGCUUGUGCAAGAAAAGUCUACGCCAAUAUGGGGUUCAAGCAUUGGACGGCAAGCAAUUUCAUCCAUCAUAUGUUUGCAGUAAAGAGGCUUGCUGGUGGCCAAGUGGGCAUAUCCUGUUCAGCCGCAAAAAGUACCUUCAAAAGGAUAUAAUAGAACAAUAAACCACUUCUUCUCAGUCACGCCAAUUUCAAGCCCUAUCGAUUCUCAGAUAUUGGUGUAAAGCUGUUCAGUCGUUUCAAUACAUCCACAGGAGCCAUCCGUGUACCUUCCUUUCAAGCCUUCGGUGCCUUCUCUUUUCAUAUCAAUUCUUUCUUUCCCUUCGUUUGACGAUACUUUGAUAAAACGCUAGUUCUGUAUAUUCUUUCUCCACAUUAUUGUUUCACUGUUCCAAAUUUUCAACUUCAUAAGUUAGCUAUCUUUUUGGCACUCAAUAAAUUGCAGCCAUGCCAGGCAUUAUACCUUACCUCUGGGAGGUUAUUUCAAACGUCAAUUACAGUCGUCCAGAUUAUAUCACAAAACAUUCAGCUUCAACAGAAUCCUCGACGGAAUCGCCUACAGAAUCUCCAACAGAAUCCAGCGUAGAUCUCACUCAGACGCCGUCGAAAGGUUCUGGCAAAUAUUCUCAAGGCAUUCCGGAUGCUCUUUCAUUUGACAAUAUUAUCAACGGCGGAACUUGUCCUGUAAGAUUAAUCUCAUUUAUAUUUCCAUUAACAUUGCUGCCCUGGUCCUUUCUUAGGUCUAGCUGCAUACCUUAUGCAUACAAGUGAUCAGGAAGCUGUAUCACACCCGUAUCUCAUCAUGUUUCUAAUCAGUUCUCUUAGCCUAUGACUGUCAGAGAGUUUAUGAAUUUCCUCGAAUUCAUUGAACACGCCCCAGAAAACCUUCAGUUCUUCCUCUGGUUUCGAGACUAUAAACUUCGUUUCGAGAGACCGAAGCCGCCUAAUCCCUUUUUAACUCCUCCUGCAACGGCCACUUCAGAAAACCAGGCUUUCGCCUUGUCGGAAUACCAAAAUGAUUUGGCAGCUCGCUUUUAUAAUGGGGCUGAAGAUGAGCAGCCAAUAAAUCAAACCAAAUCUGUUAUGAGUCCUCAACCACAGUUUAUAGUCCCUUGGGAGGCAGGCAUUGAUAAAGAAGAGCCUUUCUCGAAGGAAGCUCCCUCAUCAGCCCAAGCUUCGUAUCGUGAGACUGCCGAGCAAGUAUUCGUUCGUGCUGGUGUUAAGGUCCCAGGUAAUUGCUCUAUCAUACUUUUUUCGUGACAUAAUCUGACUCUAUUCCCAGACUCUAAUCUCCCAUACCGUGACGAAAUCGAUCGAAUUAUUGCCAUAUAUAUUGCAGAUGAUGGUUCUCGUCAACUUAAUCUCGCCUCACGUCAAAGAAGAACUUUGAUCGAACGUCUUUCAACUACGACACACCCUAAUGCCUUCCUACCCAUCAUUAAAACUGUCGAAUAUAGCUUGAGACACCAAGCACACCCAAAUUUUAUCCGCUGGAGUAUUUGUAACGGUAAUAAGCCACGUCAGGUAUUUGCUAAGGGUCUUGGUGUGGCCCUUAUUAUAUUUGGUUUCUUAUACGCGACUCUUACAACCCUCAGUAAGAUGUCUCGAGGAUGGCGUGCAUUUUCAGCAAUGUUCUGGGUACUGGGUGCUUCCACAUUGUAUGCAGCAUUAAGGGGUAUGUGCGUUGUACUACAUGGACUUCAUCAUCGACAUCUUCGACCUUGGGAGUUAUGGGAGUCCGAGGGGUCUUCUAUGAACAUGGAAGACGCAUCUAGUGGUGAAAAGAAUGAAAAGAAUGAAGAGUAUCCAUGGAUCAAGAAAUACGAGAAGAGGUUCAUUAUCAGAAAGAUAUUUGAUCGAGAGGUCUGGGUGCAGGAACCAGCAUUGAGACAGAUACAGGACAUAAUCUUCCUGCAGUCUUUGCUUACUGGAUUUGGUGUGGCUUCCGUUUUCACCGUCAUCUUCUUGGCUGUUCCUGGAGGUCGCUUUUUCUGAGCAGUAAGGGGAAUAAAGUGAAAUGAGAGGUACGAAUUCAAGAAGGCGUGGUAUUUUCAAGCGGGCGUGGUAUUGGGAUGAACAUUUGAUAUAUGGAUGAUAAGAUGCCGGAUUCAUUGAACAAAAUUUGCUUGAGCUGCUGGUUUUGCUCCUUAAUAUUUGCCAUGAGAUAAGGAUGGAGUUGCUGAAUAACUGUACUUUAAUGAAC
Molecule: messenger RNA, 2302 nt
Organism: Sclerotinia trifoliorum
Lineage: Eukaryota; Fungi; Ascomycota; Leotiomycetes; Helotiales; Sclerotiniaceae
Source: the annotation of a GenBank genome assembly